Molecule: messenger RNA, 1181 nt
Organism: Cajanus cajan (pigeon pea)
Lineage: Eukaryota; Viridiplantae; Streptophyta; Magnoliopsida; Fabales; Fabaceae
Product: small ribosomal subunit protein eS4z
Biological process (GO): translation
Cellular component (GO): cytosolic small ribosomal subunit; ribosome
Molecular function (GO): RNA binding; structural constituent of ribosome
Source: RefSeq, a predicted model, not a curated record
AUAAAAAAGAGAAAGAGAGUUUCAUCACUAAGGAUUAGGGUUUAAAGAGACGCACUCUUGCUAUUUGUUUUCAGUUUCGGUGGUGUCGUAGCAGCGAAGCUCGGAGCUUAGUUUCUGACUCGAAGAUGGCAAGAGGAUUGAAGAAGCAUUUGAAGAGGCUCAAUGCCCCAAAGCAUUGGAUGCUUGACAAACUGGGUGGUGCAUUUGCUCCUAAGCCCUCAUCUGGACCCCACAAAUCUAGGGAAUGUUUGCCACUUAUACUCAUAUUGCGAAACCGUCUGAAGUAUGCUCUGACAUACCGUGAAGUCAUUGCUAUUCUGAUGCAGCGACAUGUCCUUGUUGAUGGCAAAGUCAGGACAGACAAGACAUAUCCUUCUGGUUUCAUGGAUGUUGUAUCUAUCCCUAAAACAAAUGAGAACUUUCGCCUGCUGUAUGACACAAAAGGUCGAUUCCGUCUCCACUCAGUCAGGGAUGAGGAGGCUAAGUUCAAGCUCUGUAAGGUUCGCUCAGUGCAGUUCGGGCAGAAAGGUAUCCCAUACCUGAACACCUAUGAUGGUCGAACUAUCCGCUACCCAGAUCCUCUCAUCAGGGCCAAUGAUACCAUUAAGCUAGAUUUGGAGGAAAACAAGAUUGUUGAUUUCAUCAAAUUUGAUGUGGGUAAUGUAGUCAUGGUGACCGGUGGAAGGAACAGAGGGCGUGUUGGAGUGAUAAAAAACAGGGAGAGGCAUAAGGGUAGCUUUGAGACUAUCCAUGUUCAGGAUGCCACUGGGCAUGAAUUUACAACUCGUAUGGGCAAUGUGUUCACUAUUGGCAAGGGCACGAAACCAUGGAUAUCUCUUCCCAAGGGUAAAGGUAUUAAGCUAUCAAUCAUUGAGGAAGCUAGGAAAAGGAUUGCUGCCCAACAAGCAACUGCUGCUUAAACCUUUUUAGGAUAUGAAUAGACUUGAGUGCUUGGUAUUUUUUGUUCAAUGGUUUUUGUUUCUAAUUUAUUUUUCUCGAGAUUUUAUCUGUUGAAUUUUGUCUCUUAAAUGCACUAUAGAACUUUUAUUGUGGCGGCUAUAUUCAUGAAGGAAUCUUUCCAUUCCUGGUUUUGAUGUAGUUUAAAUCGGAUAAAUUACUUAAGCAAGUCCACUCUAAAGAAAUAUCGGAAUAACUUCUCUUGGGAAGGGAUCAUGUUGCUA